AUGCCUAAUGGUAGUAUGGAGAAGUGGUUGCAUCUAAAUGUAGAUGAACAACCUCAACAGAGGAGUUUGAAUCUUACGCAAAGGCUAAAUAUAGCCAUUGAUGUUGCUUCGGCAUUAGAUUAUCUUCAUCAUCAUUCCCAAACACCGAUCGUUCAUCGUGACCUAAAACCAAGCAAUGUUCUUCUUGAUGAUGAUAUGGUUGCCCACGUGGGUGACUUUGGUUUAACAAGGUUCCUCUCUGAAGCUGCAGAAGGUUUCUCCCAAAAUCAAACCACCACAUCUGGGAUUAAAGGAUCUACUGGGUAUAUUCCUCAAGAGUAUGGGAUGGGCGGUAAGGCGUCCACAUAUGGAGAUGUAUACAGUUAUGGGAUCCUUCUACUUGAGAUGGUUACCGGAAAGCGGCCAACUGAUGACAUGUUUAAGGACAAUCAGAGCCUUCAUCACUUUGCAAAGUCGACUUUUUCAGAACAAGUAAUGGAGAUUAUAGAUCCAAGACUUCAAUUAGAAGAUGCUGAAGCUAUUCAAGACGGUGAAAAUCAUUACAAUUUGAGAAUUAGAAUGCAUGAUUGCUUGGUUUCAUUGGUCAGUGUUGGUUUAUCAUGUUCUGCAGAAUCGCCAAAGGGACGAAUGAAGAUGAAAGACGUUGUCAUCGAAAUGGAUAUAAGCUUCAAUAUUUUCAUUAGUUCGCUCCCACCUCAACUGGGGAAUUUAGAAAGUCUGCAACAAUUGAAUAUAAGCUACAAUAACUUCAAUAAUUCACUCCCACUUGAACUGGGGAAGUUGGCGAGUCUGCGACUACUGAGGUCCUGGAGACGGACAAAAUCCUUAUCCAACUGGUUUUCGUUGCCCAAGCGGGCCAGCCCAUCUGCUACUCUAUUAGCUUCCUUCAUGACAUGCUGA
Messenger RNA from Magnolia sinica, 900 nucleotides. Its product is annotated as receptor kinase-like protein Xa21. Gene Ontology annotation, biological process: protein phosphorylation. The record is from RefSeq and is a predicted model, not a curated record. Lineage: Eukaryota; Viridiplantae; Streptophyta; Magnoliopsida; Magnoliales; Magnoliaceae. The coding region runs from base 1 to 900 and encodes 299 amino acids. Gene Ontology annotation, molecular function: ATP binding; protein kinase activity. The transcript is spliced from 5 exons.